AUGGGAGUUCAUAUCGGCGGUCCCAAUUUAUACAAUGGUUUUACAAUGCCAUGGGCUAGAGGACAACCGUAUCCGUGUCAAAAGAACGAUUCCUCAUCACAAUGGAUAGCUAAAAAGUGGUGGAGCUGUGAAUAUCCUGAUCAUAAAGCUCAGGGAAAUUAUUACUAUUUACCAUUAAUUAACGGGAAAUUGGAAUAUUUAAGACAAAAAUUUAAAGAUUCGAUACAUACUGUCUUAUUUGUGAUUGGAGGUUUUAUUGGUGCAUUUACCGGUCAAUAUUGGUAUAAAUAUCUAUCACGACGAAAUGCCAUAUUCAUCAAUUAUCCAUUUCAAUUCGUAGCAUCCGUAUUAAUGAUACUAACAUUGUAUAUUUAUCACGGUUACGAACCACUCGAUCCUGACAAUGAUGAGGCAAACAAGGGGAAAAAAAACAUGCAUGCUGCCAUUGCUCUAUUCUUUAUAUCAAGAUUUUUAUCCGGUUUUAGUGCAGGACAAUGUUGUGUAACGACAACGUCUUACUUAUAUGAUAUUUCGCCUCGUGUUUUACGUGGAACAGUAGGAGCAUUUCAUCAACUAUGGAUUGUUAUCGGCAUUCUUCUCAGUCAAAUUAUUGGUCUACCAUGGAUAUUAGGACGUCACAAUACGUGGAAUUGGGGAUUAGCUUGGGUCGGAUUAUUUUCUCUUCUUGGAUGUAUCACAAUUUGGACUAUACCGGAGAGUCCACGAUGGUUUGUUCAAGAGAGAAGACAAAAUGAAGCUGCACAAUGUAAGACUGGUUUGCUGAUUUUUUUCUCCAAAAUCUUCAUCAUAACUCAGUGAAACUAAUUUUUAUCAUAGUAAAUUUUAGAAAAUUCUCUAUCUGAUAAAAUGCAUUAAUCUAAACUUUUCGUUUAUUAAACAGACAAUUGGGACAGUGACCCAUUGCAUGUUGUGUGUAAUUGUACAAUCUUAAAAGCAUUAAAAAAGUAGAUAGAAAAGAGUGCUGAAAAAGGAACAAUACAAAAGAAAAGAACUAAAUGAACAAAUAA
Didymodactylos carnosus is the source of this 1028-nucleotide messenger RNA. The record is from the annotation of a GenBank genome assembly. Lineage: Eukaryota; Metazoa; Rotifera; Eurotatoria; Philodinida; Philodinidae.